UCCCCUGGCUGCCCCAGGGACAGCUCCUCCAGACACCAUUCCAACAGGGAAGGGUAAGAAGAAAAGGGAGAAGGCCCCUGAGGUCUUUGAUCCCACAGAGCCUUCCUGCUCUGCUCCCCUGGCUGCCCCAGGGACUGCUCCUCCAGACACCAUUCCAGCAGGGAAAGGUAAGAACAGAAAGAAGGCCCCCAAAGAGAAGACAAGCAGGGAACCUUUAAGCUCUGCUCCCCUGGCUGCCCCAGGGACUGCUCCUCCAGUCACCAUUUCAGCAGGGAAAGGUAAGAACAGAAAGAAGGCCCCCAAAGAUAACAAAUGCAUGGAGCCUUUGGGCUCUGCUCCCAUGGCUGCCCCAGGGACUGGACCUCCAUCCACUGUGCCUGCAGGGAAGAGUAAGAACAGAAAGGAGAAGCCCUUCCUGGGCUCUGGGAACCCACUGACAUCUCCAGCCACAGCUACAGCCUCUGCUGUACACACAGACACUAACAGAACAGACCUUCCAAUGGACAUCACACCUCCACCUGAUCCUCUCCUUUCUGGGCCUCUGGCCCCUGACACCAGUGGCAGCUCCCUCCCUUCUGCACAGCCAACUGUGACACUGCCCCUUGGCAGCACAGCCAUAGCCAUGGGCUCUGGUCCCCAGGUGGUGCCCAGCUUUGGGCUGUCCUCUAUAUACGUCACACCCCCACACAAUGCUCCUCUUCCGGGGCCUCCCACUGGCACCAGUGGGAACUCCUUCCCAUCUGCACAGAUGACUGUGGCACCGCCCAGUGGCAGUACAGCCACAGCCAUGGGCUCUGGUCCCCACAUGGUGCCCAGCUUUGGGCCGUCCUCUAUAUACGUCACACCCCCACACAAUGCUCCUCUCCCAGGGCCUCCCACUGGCACCAGUGGGAACUUCUUCCCAUUUCCACAGAUGACUGUGGCACCGCCCAGUGGCAGUACAGCCAUAGCCAUGGGCUCUGGUCCCCACAUGGUGCCCAGCUUUGGGCCGUCCUCUAUAUACGUCACACCUCCCAACAAUGCUCUUCUUCUGGGGCCUCCCACUGGCACCAGUGGGAACUUCUUUCCAUCUACACAGAUGACUGUGGCACCGCCCAGUGGCAGUACAGCCAUAGCCAUGGGCUCUGGUCCCCACAUGGUGCCCAGCUUUGGGCUGUCCUCUAUAUACGUCAUACCUCCCAACAAUGCUCUUCUUCUGGGGCCUCCCACUGGCACCAAUGUCUAUGGCACCACCCAGGGGCAGCACAGCCACAGGCACGUCCUCUGCUCCCCAGACAGGGACUGA
Cavia porcellus (domestic guinea pig) is the source of this 1285-nucleotide messenger RNA. Its product is annotated as mucin-2-like. NCBI's taxonomy places the organism in Eukaryota, Metazoa, Chordata, Mammalia, Rodentia, Caviidae. The record is from RefSeq and is a predicted model, not a curated record. The coding region runs from base 317 to 1285 and encodes 322 amino acids. The transcript has 2 exons.